Messenger RNA from Closterium sp. Naga37s-1, 1761 nucleotides. The record is from the annotation of a GenBank genome assembly. NCBI's taxonomy places the organism in Eukaryota, Viridiplantae, Streptophyta, Zygnematophyceae, Desmidiales, Closteriaceae.
AUGUGCAUGGACCAGCCAUGGAAUCCGUUCCUCACUGCCCCACCUGACGCCCCAAGUGACGCCUCAGCUGAUGCCCCACUUGCUGCUGCUGUUGACGUAGUUACAGCAGCUCCAGCAAGCCUGGGGUUCUCUCGCUUUAAUCCAUUCCUGCAUGGUUUUGAGGAACCCUUACAGGAACACAGUGACAGUACUGAAAGUUCCCUACUGAAUCACACCGCCAUUCAGACAGAGGAGAUGACUUUUGAGUCGGCUGAAAAGCCAUUCCCGAUCAGCUUUGAAGAGCCUUUGCUGGAACUGAAGGGCACCACAGCGGAGCCCUUUGAGGACGCCUUACAGGGAAGUGAGACCAGUACAGAGAUGCCCGAGCAGUCCCUGACUGCUGAGCGUGGCAGCAGCUGCAUUCCUCGUUCCAACAGCAACCCGUUCCUGUGCUCUUGGGCGGGUCUUGAGAGGGAGGAGGGGGAGACCUGUGGAGAGGAGGGGAUUAGUGUGGAGGCGGAGGGAGGAAGUGGCGAAAGGGGGUGCACUCUUAGCAGCAGUAAUUACGUUGUCACCACUGUUGGGAGCAAGGCUAGUAGCUCAACUGCAGGAGCGGCUGUGAGCACUGUUACGAGCACCACUGCUGGCACCACCACUGGUAACACCACAACUCCUAGCACCACAGCUCCUGACUCCACAACUGCUUGCAGCAAGACUGCAGGCUUCAUGCGUCUACCAAGCUCCCCACGCCUCUCCUCCUCUCGGGCCCCUCCUGCCCUCGCUGCUCGCUCCAUUCUCUCCCACACCAAGCCCCUCCCUCUCUCACACUCGCCUGCUGCUGCUGACCCUCUGAUUGCGGCAGCUGUGGCAGCCGCUGCUGCUUCUGCUGUCGUUGUUGGUGCCGGUGCCGCUCGUGCUGCUACUGCUGCUGCUGCUGCUGCUGAAUUCGAUGGGAUCGGAGAGAUGGCGGCGGCAGCAGUGCAGAGAGGAGCACAGACAGCAGCACCAUCAGCACAGGCAGUAGUAGCACAGGCAGUAGUAGCACAGGCAGCAGCAGGGGGGUCAGCAGAGGCAGCAGAGGUGGUGCUUCCAUCUUCGAUGGUGUCAGCUGCUAAGAUUGCUGGCCUUGGGGGUGCGUUUGUAUCAGCAGGAGGAAUGGGAGCCGUGGGAGGAAUGGGUGGAGUAGGCACGAAGGGUAACACGGGAAUUUCCCUUGGGGCUUGCUCUGUUUUAAGUGCUGGUAUCGGCGUGAACACCAAUCAGCAAUCACGGGGCCACAUGGGAAUGGGAAAUAAGAGAGGUGCUUAUGUAAGUGGGGAGAUAGAGGAGGUGGUGGAGCUGGUAGAGGAAGAGGAGGGAGAGGAGGGGGCAGUGGAGGAUGAGGAAGAGGAGGAGGUAGAGGAGGAGAGCGGGGAGGAGAGAGAGGAGGAGGAGGAAAGCGAGGUAGGGGAGGAGAGCGAUGAGGAGAGAGAGGAUGAGGAGGAAGAGGAGGAGGGACAGGAGGAAGAAGGGGAGGGAGAUAAGGAGGAAGAGGAGGAGGGAGAGGAGGAAGAGAGUGAACCAAGGGACGCCGCCAUUUCUUGCCAUCCAAACCCAAAGCAGAUGCAGGGGGAGAAGCAGCUGCUGGGGAAGGUGAAGGGUGGGCAGCAGAAUGGGGAGAAAGAGGAGGAGGAGGAGGAGGAGGAGGAGGAGGAGGAGGAGGAGGAGGAGGAGGAGGAGGAGGAGGAGGAGGAGGAGGAGGAGGAGGAGGAGGAGGAGGAGGAGGAGGAGCGGGCGUGGUAG